Messenger RNA from Medicago truncatula (barrel medic), 3119 nucleotides. Its product is annotated as heat shock 70 kDa protein 15. The record is from RefSeq and is a predicted model, not a curated record. The coding region runs from base 233 to 2809 and encodes 858 amino acids. Gene Ontology annotation, molecular function: ATP binding; ATP-dependent protein folding chaperone. Gene Ontology annotation, biological process: protein folding. The transcript is spliced from 10 exons. Gene Ontology annotation, cellular component: nucleus; cytosol. Lineage: Eukaryota; Viridiplantae; Streptophyta; Magnoliopsida; Fabales; Fabaceae.
AAGGCCAUAUAAAAAGAAAGUGAAAAAUAAUCAAUAAAUAAAACAAACGACGAAAUUCCAUUCCAGUCCCCACUCAAACCACAACUCAAAAGUUGUUUCUCUUCUUAGCGUUUCAUAAGCUCUCGCUGUUACAAAUUUCUUCAGAUUGUUCCAGAAACCCUUCAAAACCCUCUCUUCCUCUUCUGGAUCGCGCUUCGUUAGAUAUUGAUUUUGUCUUUGAGAUCAACCAAAGAUGAGUGUGGUCGGUUUUGAUUUCGGUAAUGAGAGCUGCAUUGUUGCCGUUGCAAGGCAGAGAGGGAUUGAUGUCGUGCUUAACGAUGAGUCCAAGCGUGAAACUCCAGCAAUUGUGUGUUUUGGUGACAAACAACGGUUUAUUGGGACUGCUGGAGCUGCUUCAACUAUGAUGAAUCCGAAAAAUUCAAUCUCGCAAAUUAAGAGAUUGAUUGGUAAAAAAUUUGCUGAUCCAGAACUGCAGAGGGAUUUGAAGUCAUUACCUUUUAAUGUCACUGAAGGACCUGAUGGAUAUCCAUUGAUUCAUGCACGUUAUCUGGGUGAAUCUAGAGAAUUCACAGCUACUCAAGUCUUUGGGAUGAUGUUGUCGAAUCUUAAAGAAAUAGCCCAGAAAAAUCUAAAUGCGGCUGUUGUUGAUUGCUGCAUUGGAAUUCCAGUCUACUUUACCGAUCUUCAGAGGAGAUCUGUAUUGGAUGCAGCCACUAUUGCAGGUUUGCACCCGCUUCACUUGAUUCAUGAGACAACAGCAACUGCCUUGGCUUAUGGAAUUUAUAAGACUGAUCUUCCGGAAAAUGAAUGGCUGAAUGUUGCCUUCGUUGAUGUUGGGCAUGCUAGCAUGCAAGUUUGCAUUGCCGGAUUUAAAAAGGGGCAGCUGCAUGUACUGUCCCAUUCGUACGAUAGGUCCCUGGGUGGUAGGGAUUUUGAUGAGGCUCUGUUCCAUCAUUUUGCUGCCAAAUUUAAGGAGGAAUAUAAGAUUGAUGUUUACCAGAAUGCCAGGGCUUGUCUGAGGUUGAGGGCUGCUUGUGAGAAGCUGAAGAAGGUCCUUAGUGCAAAUCCAGAGGCACCUCUGAACAUCGAGUGCUUAAUGGAUGAGAAGGAUGUGAGGGGAUUUAUCAAGCGUGAUGAUUUUGAGCAACUAUCUCUUCCAAUCUUGGAGCGUGUGAAGGGACCUUUGGAGAAGGCACUUGCAGAAGCAGGUCUUACGGUUGAGAACAUCCACAUGGUUGAGGUGGUUGGUUCCGGUUCCCGUGUACCAGCUAUCAACAAAAUUUUGACAGAGUUCUUCAAAAAGGAACCUAGGCGGACUAUGAAUGCUAGCGAGUGUGUUGCCAGGGGUGCUGCAUUGCAGUGUGCAAUUCUUAGUCCAACUUUUAAAGUACGAGAGUUCCAGGUCAACGAAAGCUUCCCCUUUUCAGUUUCUCUUUCAUGGAAAUAUUCUGGUUCAGAUGCACCAGACAGUGAAUCAGACAAUAAGCAAAGUACCAUUGUUUUCCCAAAGGGAAAUCCCAUACCUAGUUCCAAGGUAUUGACAUUCUUCAGGACAGGAACCUUUUCUGUUGAUGUACAAUGUCAUGAUCUCAGUGAAACGCCUACGAAAAUCAGCACAUAUACUAUUGGCCCUUUCCAAACUAAAAACGGUGACAAGGGAAAGGUUAAAGCAAAAGUUCGUUUGAAUCUUCAUGGAAUUGUGUCUGUUGAGUCGGCAACACUCUUUGAAGAGGAAGAAAUUGAGGUUCCAGUUACCAAAGAAUUUGCUGAAGAAAAUGCUAAGAUGGAGACUGAUGAAGCUCCUGCUGAUGCUGCUGCACCACCUCCUAGCUCCAAUGACAACGAUGUUAAUAUGCAAGAUGCUAAGGCAACUGCUGAUACCCCUGGGGCUGAAAAUGGCUUGCCUGAUGCAGGAGAUAAGCCUGUGCAAAUGGAUACAGAUACCAAGGUUGAGGCUCCAAAGAAAAAAGUGAAGAAGACCAACAUUCCUGUUGCAGAGGUAGUUUAUGGUGCAAUGGCAACUGUUGAUGUUCAAAAGGCUGUAGAGAAGGAGUUUGAAAUGGCUCUGCAAGAUCGAGUGAUGGAGGAAACAAAAGACAAGAAAAAUGCAGUUGAGGCUUAUGUCUAUGACAUGAGAAAUAAGCUUAAUGACAAAUAUCAAGAGUUUGUCGUUGCUUCAGAGAGGGAUGGAUUUAUUACUAAACUUCAGGAGGUGGAAGAUUGGCUAUACGAGGAUGGUGAAGACGAAACCAAAGGUGUAUACAUUGCCAAGCUAGAAGAGCUCAAAAAGCAAGGGGAUCCAAUUGAAGAGCGCUACAAAGAGUACUCCGAUAGGGGUGAAGUAAUUGAUCAACUGGUCUAUUGUAUAAAUAGUUACAGAGAAGAUGCAAUGUCUAAUGAUCCCAAAUUUGAUCACAUCGACAUCACCGAGAAACAGAAGGUCUUAAAUGAAUGUGUAGAAGCUGAGAAUUGGCUCAGAGAGAAGAAGCAGCAACAAGACUCGCUUCCAAAAUUUGCCAACCCCGUCCUCUUGUCAGCUGAUAUAAGAAAAAAAGCUGAGGCUGUCGAUCGGUCCUGUAAGCCGAUUAUGACGAAACCAAAACCGAAGCCGGCCAAGCCAGCUACUCCAGAAACACCAACAACUCCACCUCCUCAGGAUGGUGAGCAGCAGCAACAACCAGAACAGCAACCUCGGGAGGAUGCUAAUGCUGGUAGUAAUGACAAUGCAGGGGACAAUGGUAAUCAAGUCCCACCAGUCUCUGGCGAACCAAUGGAGACUGACAAAUCAGAGAACACAGGCUCAGCCUAAUUUUUUUUGUUUAGUUUGCUAUGAAAUUCCUGAUAUGUUAGAGCUCUCUGUUGGAUUGUCACACAAGUUUAUUUAAUAUUGUGGUAUUUGGGGUCCUGGUUUUUUUCCUUCCAAAUCUAGUGUUCUAGGUUUUGAUUAUUUGUGUACCAUUACGUACUGGUGGAAGGAAUGACAAUGUCUUCCUCAUUAAAAUUAAAUGCUCCAGUUUUGCUUUUGUGUGGCAUUACAACUAACAGUUGUGUUUUAGGGCGAUUUUGUUUCAUUAAAGUAUUUUGAUGUGGAUCAGAUUAUCAGUCUGGUUAGUGGACAA